AUGUUUGUUUUAAUAAUGGUAAUUUUACUUUAAUUACCCUUCCAAAACCAAGCUUAAAGAUUAAAACUUUAAGGACCGAAGCCUAUAUAUAUGAAUUGCAUAUAAAUAGAUGAAAGUUUUAAGAAUUUAAUAUAUUGUAGUAGAGAAUGGCUUUGUGGGAAGCUAGUACUUUUACGAGUACCUUUCAUAAUCUGGAAAUGUGCUAAAUCUUGAUAAGAUUACAUUCACCUUAUGGAUAAACAUAUAUUAAGUAUCAAAAUUGACUGGAAAGUAAAUUUUGUUUGCUUUCGUCGAUGGCAACACAAAUAAUCCUGUAAAGAAUUAAUUCAUAUUAGUAUAUUAAUUUAAUGUUGUAUUAUUAAACAUCUGCUGGAAAUUACAAUAUGACCUUAUUGAAUUAGAGGUAAUCUCCAGAAAUCGUUAAUUUAACAAAGUAUACAUUUUAUAUAUUCAAGGUAAAAUGAUCUUUAUAUUGGCAGUUGGUGUCAUAUUGUAUUAUCUAUAGAUUAGAGCACAAACAAUACAUUUAUUAAUUUGAAAUUCUUUUCUACAAUUGAUUGGAAGAUGAAUUCAAUUUAAGAGACUUUAGUUAAUUAAAAGUAAUUAAUUUUGUUAUAAAUAGAUUAAAGUAUAAUUUUGGGGUGCAUUCUAGAAUAACAAAUGAGUAAUUAUUUAACACUUCUACUGAUUACAAAGCAUGUGUAAACAUUGCUAAUUUUUAUUAUAUCAAUGGAUGGACAACAAUGGAUUCAGAAAUUUAUUUGGACUAUGAUUUAGAAUUGAAAUACUUUCUCAAACCCUAUUCGCUAAAAGGUCUUAAUGUUACAGAUUAAUUUACGAAUGUAGCUCUAAGAUAAUAGUCCAACCCAAUAUUUUAUAGUGAUUCUGUUGGUUUGCUGUUGUUUAAGAAUACUCGGAUAGUAUACAAUUUUAUGGAGGAUUUAGGUUCCUUAACAAUAAUGUUUUGGAUUAAACCAUAAAAUAUAAUAUCACUUUUUUAGUUUAUUUCUUUGACUGAUGAUGCAUUGCAGCAGACAAGUCUAGGUUUUGGAGUAAAUUUUGACUAUUAAUUAUAAUUUCAUCAAAAUUAUAGUAAUUCCCCCCUAGGUUAACUAGAAAAUAGCGCUUGGUCUCAUGUGACAGCUGGUGUUUUAGAGUUAAGUUAUAAUGCUGAUUUUAUUCCAACCAAUUAAAAAAAGCUAUUAAGAGUUUAUAUUAAUAGCAAUUAGGUUUCAUAGAAAAUCAUAUAAAAUUUAAUUGCAUAUAAAAGAUUAAUAUUUGGACCAAUAUUUACAGAUGAUCUUGGAACUGAAAUGAUUGAUAUUUAAGACAUCAGAAUUUUUAAAGGUUAUGGCAUUAAACAGGGCCAAGGGGAUUGCUUAUUAUUUGUUGGUGCAUAUUGUGCAUUCUGUUCAUCUAAAACUCAUUAUUGCAAAGAACAAGAUCCAAAUGAUGAUGAAAAUAUUUAUAAUUGUACAGCUGGCUUUAAAGAAACUUAGAAUAGUUGUUCUCCUAUAACAAUCUAGAAUUGUCUUAGACAAUAAGGAUCAGCUUGUAUAAAUUGUGCAGAUAAUUAUAAAUUAUAAAGCGGAUAAUGCUAUUAGAUAAAUCCUUUAGUGUCUCCAUAUACUUGCUCAGAUCCUAAUGCAAUAUUUUGUAAAAGAAACAUAUAAAAAUCUAUUAAUGAAUGGAGCAAACUUUGUCAACCAAAUUUUAGCAUUUAGAAUGCUACAACUUAUUGCCAAUAGAAUUCAUCAAGUACUUGCUAAUAGGCUUAAUUCUUUAGAGCUUGCUAUAUAUGCAAAGAUGGCUAAUAUUUAACAGAAUUUAAUACAUGUUAAGAGACUUGUACAGAAAAUUACAGAUUUUAGUCAAAUCGAGUUUGCUUAAAAAAAUGCCCAGGAAAAUAUUUAUACAAGUAAAAUUGUAAGAAUACAGAAUUACCCCCUACGUAUGAAUGUAGAAGUACGAAUAAAUGCAAAGAGAGCGAAAAGGAUAUUGGCUAUUAUUGUCUAAGUGAUAAAGAAUAAACUAAAAAGUACUAAAAAUGUGAGGAGCGUGACUCAAGACAGGAUAAAUGCAACUAACUCUGUUUAUAUUGCUUUGGUGGGAAGGAUAAUCAAUGUUUGGGUUGUCAAAAAAAUUAUUUCUUUAGUCCUUAUGAUACAACUUGUGUGAAAGAUUGCAAUAAUCUUAAAAUAUUUAAAUAUAAUAAUAGAGAAACAAUGGUUUGUGAAAUAGAAUGCCCACCAUCAUAUUUAACAUAGGAAUUAGAAUGUGUUAAGAGUUGUAAAGUUGGUUAUGCUGUCUAUAAUAAUACAGUAUGCCUACCAUAAACUCAAAUUACAGAUAAUUUCUUAAUGACUUACUCUGAUUCUUACCCAUCAAAAACUAUAUUUGUUGAUUGCCCUCAAAUUUGCUAAACAUGCACUAAUUAAACCUUUUGUACUCGUUGUCUAAAUCAUUACAUUUUAAACCAAAAUAAAUGUCUUAUAACAUGCUAUCCACAAUAUCUAUAUAUUGAUGAAGAUGAUGUUGGUCAUUGCUUAACUAGCUGUGAUCCAAAUGAUUUUGUAUACGAUAAUGCUAAUAUUGAAGGAUAUUCUAUUAGACAAUGCUUCAAAAAUAAAUGUGGCUCAAUUUAGAUUAAUUAGAAGCAAUAAACUUAUUUACAUUAAACGAAACCUCUUACUUGUAUGUAUCCAUGUGAUGAUCAAUAUUAUUUUCAAUAAAACACAGAUUAAUGCUCUAAAUGCAACUCAAUUUGCUAGAAUUGUUAAAACUCAGCCAAUUUUUGUACUAAAUGCUGGCCAGGAACUUUUCUUUAAGACAAUAGUUGCUUCACUUCUUGCCAAUCUAAAUUUAAGAAUUACAUGAAUAAUCAAUGUGAAGGCUCAUGCUCUAGCGGAUUUACUAUUAAUGACAGUAAAAUUCAAGCCUGUGUCUCUUUUUGUGGGGAAAUAUUUUCUAAUUUUACCUAUGUACUCAAUGGUCAAUGUUAUCAGAAUCCUCCCACAACUGGAGCAUAUUGCAUAAGAUAAUGGUGUUAAAAUUGCUUUUAUAAAUGCAAGACUUGUUCUGGUCCAUAAAGUAAUUAAUGUUUAACCUGCUAUGAUAAAACAUUUCUCUUAAAUAAUUAGUGUGUGCUAGAUUGUGGUGCUAAGUUUUAUGAUUUGUUAAAUUGGAAAUGUGUCGAAGUUUGUCCAAACAAUACUUAUGCUACCUCUGGUUAUGAGAGUAUUAAUUCAGAUUUAAAACUAGGCAACUUCUGUUCCUCAACCUGCUUAUAUAAUUAGUUUUAAUAUAAGGGUUAAUGUACUGAUAUCUAACCAGAAAACACCUUCUAUAUACAGAAGACUAAUUAUAGAUUAUGCGGUAAAUGCACAGAAGCAUGUAAAACAUGUUUUGAUUCCUAUUCGACCACUUGUAGCAAAUGCAAUCCAGGAUUUUAUUUAUAUAAUACUACUUGCUCUACCGAAUGUUCUGAUGAUAUUCCCUAUAAAGAUACACUUAAUAAUUUAUGUGUUGUUACUUGCAUAAGUUAUUAAGAAAAUGGAUAUUGCGUUGCUAGCUGUUCAGAUAAGUAUUACAGGUAUGAUGCUCAGAAAUAAUGUAAUGAAUUUGGUUGUCCUAAAGGAACUUAUAAUUAAGUUUCUACACAUAAUUGCUAUGCUUGUGCACCUGGAUGUGCUACUUGUACGAAUGGAUUGUCAAAUUCAUGUAACACAUGUAUAGAAGGAUAUUUUCUACAAGGUACAUCAACAUGUACGAAUGAGUGUAAUGUGGAUCCAGAUAUUUUUUAAGAUUGGAUUACUGGAAAAUGUGUUGAAUAGUGUCCAACUGGGGCUUACUUGUAAACUUUACCUAGUGGGUCCCUAGCAUGUAAAGUAACUUGCCCUAUUUAUUAUUAUUCAAAUGUUUGUGUUGCAACCUGCCCUCCUCAAACUUUUUCUGAUGGAAAUAUCUGUACUUCAUGUGCAGAACCUUGCACUGUUUGUUUUGGUAAAUAAGUUAACCAAUGCACAAAAUGUGAUUCUGGAUAUUAUUUGGCUGAUACUACUUGUGUCGAAGUAUGUCCAAAUACAAUACCAUAUGCAAAUCUAGCUAAUUAGACUUGUGUCUCAACAUGCCCAGAUUUCUUGUAUUUAGCUAAAAAACUCUGUUUUAGCUCUUGUCCAGGUUUCUUAGCUAUUUAUCAAUUAAAUGGGAAAAAAGAAUUUGUUGAUUAAUGCUAUUAUUCUAAAUCUUAUUUAUCUGCAGGAAUUUGUUUACCAUGCAUUUCUAUUUGUAAAGAAUGCUAUGGACCUUUAAAUGGAAAUUGUUUAGAAUGUGAAUCACCUUACUAUUUAUAUCAAUAAAAAUGUUAAUCGGCUUGUCCAUCAUAAUUAUACACUGACUUAGCAGAUAAGACUUGCAAAGAAUCCUGUCCAUCCACUACGGUUAUAUAAGGUUAGUAUUGUAAGCCCAAUUGUGAUAUCAAUUAUUCUUAGUAUGGUUAGCUUUGCGUCGCAAUAUGCCCAAAAUUUACAUACAAAUUAAAUUCAAAAUGUUUACUUUGCAAUUCUUUAUGUAGGACUUGCAACGGACCCUUAGUAAGUUAAUGUUAAUCUUGCAUAGAAAACUAUCUAUUAAAUAGUAGUACUUGCACAUAAACCUGCCCAAACCUAGAUGAUUUCGAGACUUAAAAAUGUGUCAGCACUUGUGGUACAAAGUAUGAAUUAACUGAUCUCAAAAGUUGCGUGACAACUUGUCCAAAGGGAUAUUUAAAAUGUAAUAAAAAUUGUUUGAAAACUCCACCCGAUGGGUAUUAUUCAGAUGGAGUAAAUUGCAUUUAAUGCAAUAGCAGAUGUGCCAAAUGCACAUCCCUAAAUGUAUGCUAAGCAUGCAAUAAAAACAACUUUCUAACUUUAUAAACCUGUGCUAGUUUUUGUAUGAAUAAAUAUCUUUAUAUGGAUCCAACAACAUAGACUUGCGUUACAAAAUGUCCACCAUAACUUUACCAUUAAGAAUCCUAUGAUAAAAGGGGUUGUGUUGAGGAUUGUCUCUUUGGCUUUAAAUUUAAUAAUUAAUGUGUUAAUUCUUGUCCAAAAGGAAUGUAUGUUAAGAAUAAUUUCUGUAUAAGUUGCCCUUAGACUUGCGAAGAAUGUACUUCAGCAACAAAUUGCACUUUAUGUGGUAAAGAUUAUUUUUUAGAAAAUGGACUUUGUUAGUUAAGUUGUUUAGCUGGUAAAACUGAUUAUAAAAACCAUACAUGUGUCUCAUAAUGUGAUCCAUCAUUAUUUGAAUAUCAAAAUUAAUGUUUAGAAAGUUGUCCCACAAAUCCAGUAGUUUAUUAUCAUUCAAAUAUUUGUAUGGAUGCAUGUCCAAAUAGUACAUUCUAGAACAAUUAAGAAUGCUUGGAUUGCGAUGUUUCAUGUUCAUCAUGUGUAGGCCCAUCAAACAAUGAUUGCUUAGUUUGCAAAGAAACCUACUAUUUACUUGACUAAAAAUGUAUUCUCUCUUGUCCUUAUCUAUAUAAUGAAGUAGAAAGAUCUUGUGUUAUUUCUUGUCCUCCAAAUUUUUUUUAGAAUGGGAGUAGGUGUUUUUAGAUUUGUAGUUAAUACAUGUACUUUGAUACUUGUGUAUCAAGCUGCCCACCAGCAACAUACCAUUCAAAAAAUUUUAACUGUUAUGAUUGCUCUUAGGAUUGUCUUGAAUGCGAUUCUUUUGGCUGUCUUAAAUGCGGAAAUGGAUCAUUUUUAAAUGACGGAAUUUGUAGUAAUUAUUGCCCAUACUUUUACAACAUUAUCUUAAAUCAAUGCGAGGAAUAGUGUCCAAAAGGAACAUUUCUUUAUAUCGAUCAAUGUUAUGCAUCCUGUCCAAUCAAUACUUAUACAUAUUUGUAAACAUGCCUUUUAGACUGUCCUUGGAAAACUGUUGCAAUAGAUUCUAUAUGCUACUAAUGCCCAGAGAGAUGUUUAGUAUGUAAAAAUUAAUAUGAAUGUAUGAAUUGCGAACCACCUUAUUACGAAUAUAAAGGAGAAUGUGUAGUCGCAUGUCCAAAAGUACUUCCCUAUUAGAAUAAAGUUUACCAUGUAUGUUAAUCAGAAUGUUCUCCAAAUACAUAUGAAAAAGGAUAUGAUUGUAUUAAAGAAUGUGAUUUAAUUAUCCAUUAGAAUAAAUGUUUAAAAUAAUGUCCCUACGGAUAUUAUGGUAAUACUAUAUGCAAAGCAUGUAAAUUGGAGUGUAAGGCUUGCACUGAUUUUAAUAUAUGCACAGAAUGCUAAGACAAUUUUUACCUUGAGCAUAAUUCAUGCGAGACAUUAUGUACAAGAAUCAAAGAUUUGAAAUAAAAGAAGUGUGUUGAUUCAUGUUCCUUGCUUUUAUAUCAAAAUGUAUGCUAUGAAACUUGUCCUGUAAACACAUAUUAAUAUGCAAAUACUUGUCUACAAAAAUGUUAAGAUGGAUAUUUUGGUUCGACAGAAUUCAAAUGUGAACAAUGUCCUUCUUAAUGUAUCACAUGCUUAACGUUUAAUUAGUGUAACAAUUGUAAAAUUGGAUAUUAUUUAUAUCAGCAAUAAUGUUUAGAAUAAUGUCCUGAUAAAUCAUUUUCAAAUCCAUUAAUCGGUUAAUGUUCAUAAUCAUGUCCAGAUAAAACUUAUCUUAUUAGAAAUUAAUGCUUGUAUGAUUGUCCAGGCGAUUAUUUCAACGACACUGAAAGUUAUAAAUGCGUUUUAUCUUGUAAAAAGCAACAAUAUCUUAAUAAAAACAGUUGUUAUCCCUGCUCUUUUGAAUGUGAUUAAUGCACAGCAUAUGGAAAUUAAAAUUGCAUAGCAUGCGCAACUAAUUACGUUUUAACUGAAGAUGGACGUUGUUUUGGAAGAUGCAAAGCAGGUUAUUAUUAAACAUCAAAUUCUUGUGAAAAAUGCUUACAUAAAUGCCUAACUUGUUAAAAUGGUACAGAAUGUUUAUAAUGCAGAGGAAAUAACAGAAAUCAACUUGAUUGCUCAUGUCCAAAAGGAUUUUAUGAUGAUCCAUUUUAUGAUAAUUGUUAAAUAUGUCCAUGUGAGGAAUGUACUUCUGAAUCUCGGUGUCUAGUAUGCAAAAAUAAUCUCUAAGUUCCCAACUGUUCAUGCAACAGGAGACUUAAUGAAGAUUGGUGUAUUACUUGUCAAAUAGGAUCUGUCAAUAUAUAGUUUUCCGACGACCUAAAUUCAAUAAUAGUUUAUUUUGGAUAUUUGAUAUCUGUUAAUUUAAUUAACCCUUUCUAACCCUCAAGUUGUUCUUUUUGGUUUAAUAAAGCUGAAAUAUUUGGAAAAGAUGCUUAAUGCUAUUUGUCAUGGGACAGGUAUGUGGUUCACAUCUUAUUGGAGCCAUACGCUUCUGUAAAUAUUGGAGAUAAAUUGAGUUUCUAAUAAUCUUUCUAUCGAGAUGUGAAUGAAGGUCUUUGUGAUAGAUAAUACAUUGAGACAUUUAUUGAUAGUACUGUGAAGGGCCCAUCAGCUUUAACUAAGCCUUAUGUACUUUUUGAUGUGCCAUCUGUUGUAAGUACUUGUAAGACAAUUGAAGUUAAAUAAAUUUUACUGGGUGGAACAGCAAAGAAGAUUCAAAAAGUAUUAUUUUGGACUCUUCACGAAAUGGAUAAUGAGAAUAAUUAUUUAUAAAUGGAUGCAUUUUUGGCAGGUUAAAAGAAUGAAUUCAUUAUUCCUAUAGGUACCCUAGCCUCUAAUGUUACUUAUACCAUAACAGCCAAAUAUAUAAAUUUUAUAAAUAGAGUGAAUUUCACAACCUUCACAUUCACUACACUACCAGACCUAGUUCCUUAUGUUUUUCUAUAAUAUAAUCCUUUGAGGGCUAGGAUUUAUGUUUUCGAUUGUAAAAACACAUAUUCUGAUAUGGAAAAUGAAUUUAAUUUGGCCAUUCAAAUUUCUGAUUCCGAUAAUAGAACUUACAUUUCCAUAUAGCAAUCCAUUAACCCCAUUUAUGAAGUCCCAUUAAAUGAAUCUCUAUUACCNUGUCCAAAAGUACUUCCCUAUUAGAAUAAAGUUUACCAUGUAUGUUAAUCAGAAUGUUCUCCAAAUACAUAUGAAAAAGGAUAUGAUUGUAUUAAAGAAUGUGAUUUAAUUAUCCAUUAGAAUAAAUGUUUAAAAUAAUGUCCCUACGGAUAUUAUGGUAAUACUAUAUGCAAAGCAUGUAAAUUGGAGUGUAAGGCUUGCACUGAUUUUAAUAUAUGCACAGAAUGCUAAGACAAUUUUUACCUUGAGCAUAAUUCAUGCGAGACAUUAUGUACAAGAAUCAAAGAUUUGAAAUAAAAGAAGUGUGUUGAUUCAUGUUCCUUGCUUUUAUAUCAAAAUGUAUGCUAUGAAACUUGUCCUGUAAACACAUAUUAAUAUGCAAAUACUUGUCUACAAAAAUGUUAAGAUGGAUAUUUUGGUUCGACAGAAUUCAAAUGUGAACAAUGUCCUUCUUAAUGUAUCACAUGCUUAACGUUUAAUUAGUGUAACAAUUGUAAAAUUGGAUAUUAUUUAUAUCAGCAAUAAUGUUUAGAAUAAUGUCCUGAUAGAUCAUUUUCAAAUCCAUUAAUCGGUUAAUGUUCAUAAUCAUGUCCAGAUAAAACUUAUCUUAUUAGAAAUUAAUGCUUGUAUGAUUGUCCAGGCGAUUAUUUCAACGACACUGAAAGUUAUAAAUGCGUUUUAUCUUGUAAAAAGCAACAAUAUCUUAAUAAAAACAGUUGUUAUCCCUGCUCUUUUGAAUGUGAUUAAUGCACAGCAUAUGGAAAUUAAAAUUGCAUAGCAUGCGCAACUAAUUACGUUUUAACUGAAGAUGGACGUUGUUUUGGAAGAUGCAAAGCAGGUUAUUAUUAAACAUCAAAUUCUUGUGAAAAAUGCUUACAUAAAUGCCUAACUUGUUAAAAUGGUACAGAAUGUUUAUAAUGCAGAGGAAAUAAUAGAAAUCAACUUGAUUGCUCAUGUCCAAAAGGAUUUUAUGAUGAUCCAUUUUAUGAUAAUUGUUAAAUAUGUCCAUGUGAGGAAUGUACUUCUGAAUCUCGGUGUCUAGUAUGCAAAAAUAAUCUCUAAGUUCCCAACUGUUCAUGCAACAGGAGACUUAAUGAAGAUUGGUGUAUUACUUGUCAAAUAGGAUCUGUCAAUAUAUAGUUUUCCGACGACCUAAAUUCAAUAAUAGUUUAUUUUGGAUAUUUGAUAUCUGUUAAUUUAAUUAACCCUUUCUAACCCUCAAGUUGUUCUUUUUGGUUUAAUAAAGCUGAAAUAUUUGGAAAAGAUGCUUAAUGCUAUUUGUCAUGGGACAGGUAUGUGGUUCACAUCUUAUUGGAGCCAUACGCUUCUGUAAAUAUUGGAGAUAAAUUGAGUUUCUAAUAAUCUUUCUAUCGAGAUGUGAAUGAAGGUCUUUGUGAUAGAUAAUACAUUGAGACAUUUAUUGAUAGUACUGUGAAGGGCCCAUCAGCUUUAACUAAGCCUUAUGUACUUUUUGAUGUGCCAUCUGUUGUAAGUACUUGUAAGACAAUUGAAGUUAAAUAAAUUUUACUGGGUGGAACAGCAAAGAAGAUUCAAAAAGUAUUAUUUUGGACUCUUCACGAAAUGGAUAAUGAGAAUAAUUAUUUAUAAAUGGAUGCAUUUUUGGCAGGUUAAAAGAAUGAAUUCAUUAUUCCUAUAGGUACCCUAGCCUCUAAUGUUACUUAUACCAUAACAGCCAAAUAUAUAAAUUUUAUAAAUAGAGUGAAUUUCACAACCUUCACAUUCACUACACUACCAGACCUAGUUCCUUAUGUUUUUCUAUAAUAUAAUCCUUUGAGGGCUAGGAUUUAUGUUUUCGAUUGUAAAAACACAUAUUCUGAUAUGGAAAAUGAAUUUAAUUUGGCCAUUCAAAUUUCUGAUUCCGAUAAUAGAACUUACAUUUCCAUAUAGCAAUCCAUUAACCCCAUUUAUGAAGUCCCAUUAAAUGAAUCUCUAUUACCAAAGGAAACCCCAUUACUUUUUGUUGCAUCAACAAGAAACUCUGUCAUUCAAGAAAAGUUUUAUCUAAAAUCCAAAAAGAUUGACAUUUAAUUUCUUUAGAAGGAUAGAUUCAUUGGAUUAGACAAUUAAAUUAAUGCAAGAGCCUUUGAUAGAAAUAUAUAAGAUGAAGUGUUAAGUACAUUAAAUAUUGAAUAUUAAUGGUAGUGCAAUAAUCUAUUCAAUUUAUAACCUUGUAAGACAGAAGAAAAUAAAAUAAUGGAAUUUCCAUCCAGAAGAAUUGCUGACAUUUUUGCAGAUAGUUAAAAUACUACUUUUGUCUUCUUUGUUAAGGCAUCGAAAGAUAAUAGAUGGACAGUAAAAGAGCAAUUGAUAGUUGUCACAGAUUUUGAAAUCGAGGAAGAAUUUGUAUUAAAUUAAGAAAUCCCUCAAAAAGCUGUCAAUCUUAAUGAUGAAAUAACUAUUUUAAUUAGAAAUAAUUAAAAACAUGCUUUCGUUAUGUAAGAAUUCAAAAUUUUGGCAUCUAUCAAAACUACAGGAUAAACUGUAAAGUUUAGGCUCACAGGAUUAACAACCAAUUACAAUAGUCCUGUGUACAUAUAUCUAGUCCCAGGCAAUGAAUCUAUAGCAUUUCAGCUAAACAGCCCUCCUUCAGAAGUUUAAUUCAAUUUAAAUCCUAUUCUAGGCGAAUCUUUAGAUUACUUUAACUAUUCUAUGCAAAACUUUCAACCAGAAAAUACUUUUAGCAUUUAUUACUAUUUUGACAAGCUUACUCUCUAAAAUGAUGUAAACCUAUAAUCAGUCAAUAAUGGCAUCCCCUUGGUGAUUAAUUCACAAGAAUUGACAGGUUCCUUCUAACUUCCAAAUGGAAUUAUUGAUGAUGCAAUAUCCGUACUUUUUUAAAUUGAAUCAGCAAUGGGAUCAAAGUCCUAUUUAGUAUAGGAUAUUCAAGUCAAUAGAAAAAAUUAUCAGACAAAUAAAUUAUACUAAUCCUUCAAUAAUCAAACUAAUUUUUCAAAUUUGCAAAGUAUUCAUACUAUGACUAAAUUAAUGGAAAUUGAAUAAUAAUAGGUAUGCUUGAAACAAUGUUCAGGAGUUGGUACAUGCAUCGACAAAAAGUGCAAAUGCCCUCCAGAAUAUUAUUUUGAUGAUUGCAGUGGAAACAUAGAAGAGUACAAUAAUUUUAGUAGCCUUAUUUUAAAUGCUUUGCAAUAAUUAAUUAAAAUUCCAAUAAAAAAUGAUGAUGAGUUUAGAUUAUUUAGCUAAUCUUUAUUGUAUUUAUCCACUCUAAAAGAUUUAAAUAAUACAAUUUCAAAUUCAGAUUGCUAAAAAAUAUUAGAAUAAUACAUUUAAAAUCUUAAUUCAAGAUUAGAAAAAAUCAACCAAUAUUCAAUUAAUCUUUAAUAUCAGUCUACUGCUUAUCUGAAUUACUCUCAAAUUGAUAUAAGAUCACUGGAAAAUUAGAAUGAUUUAUACACAGCCUUAAAGAGCACAGUAUUUAUGUGGGCUAAAACUUUAUUUACCGAAGACUCUGCUGUCUAUUAAUUGCAAAGUCGGUUAAAAAGCUUUUUGUCAGCCAUAAUAGAAUUAUCUCUAUUUGGUAUUGAACUUAAUGGAUCUAUCGAUUACUCAUUUGAUACUGCCUUUUUAAAAAUGUAACGAAUUAAAAAUAUAUCCAAUAUCGCAAAUGGAAGACUAUUAGUUGAAUCUACUGAAGAUAAUUCCAGAGAUUCCGAAUACUAUGACGUCGUUUAAUCUAUAUAUAUUCGAAAUUACUUUGCUUUUGAUGGUUACUAUCCGUAUCCCUUAUAAUUAUAUCCACUUUAUGAUUACUAAAUACGUCAAUAGAAUAGAAAAUAAAAUAUUUAAUUAUAAACAUAUAUCUCCUACAAGUUUAAAAUACUUAAUGAUACUGCAAAUCUUGUUUGUUUAAUGAGAAAUUCUUAGACGUAUGAAUGGUCAAAUGAAAAUUGCACACUUCAUGAAUCCAAUACAUCCUAUUUUUGUAAUUGUACAACACUUGCUCCAACAACCAUCUGCAAUGAUUAUGACUACCUUUUUUCAAGCUCCCCUUAAUUCUAAUUGAAUAUUCCCAAUCUUUUAUAUAUUAUUUACUUUGCAUAAUUAAUCAUAUUAGGAAUAUUUUUGAUUAAAGCAAGGAAGUCUCAAAUUGAAAAAUCUAUAGAGAAGAAUAAGUUUGGUUAAGUUCUAAAAUUGGCAAAACGUAGUAAAGUAAAGAUCUUAGGAAAAAAAAUCGUUCCUGUUGAUGAUGAAGUAGUAGUAGUUCCGAUUGAGUAAAUAUAAACUCAAAAUCCAUAAGAACAGACAGAUAAAAAUAAAUUUAGUUUUAAUAACUUUUGGGUACUUAAUAUAUGUUAAUUAUAGAAAUAUCAUUUUUUAACUUCAAUGAUAUUUAAAAAAAUUUGUUACUUGAGCUCAUUUCAUCGAUCUGUUUUGAUUUUAUUGAGGUGGAAUCAAGCUAUUAUUAUUGGAGAAGUUUUAAGUAUUAUUGGAUUCAAUUAUGAUAUUUCUAUGUGGAUCAUCUUGUCAUCAAUCAUUUUUAGUCGAAUUUUUGAAUACAUUUUCAAAGUAAUCAAUUUAUUAUGAUUUAGACUUAAGUCAAAUACUUUUUUUAUAUGAAAUAAGAAAUAAUUCUUUUUACCCUAAAAUUAUUUUAAUUCUUGUUAAUGUUAGGCACAUGUCUAUUUGGAAUAUAUGUCUAUUUUAAGGUCUAGGAUUAAACAGAUUUGGUAUUAAAUACUGAUUAAUUAUUAGAUAAUUUCAUAUACCUUUGCCAUCUUAAUUGAUUUUCUAUUGUUAGAUAUCAUCUAAUUUAGCGCCAAUAAAUUUUUUGGAUAAGAGAAGAAAAAAUUAAUUAGAAAAAAACUUAGAGAAUUUAAAUUUAUAGCGAAGGCAUAGAGCAUCAAUUGA
This is a messenger RNA of Paramecium octaurelia, 12881 nucleotides long. The record is from the annotation of a GenBank genome assembly. NCBI's taxonomy places the organism in Eukaryota, Ciliophora, Oligohymenophorea, Peniculida, Parameciidae.